Molecule: messenger RNA, 3289 nt
Organism: Orbicella faveolata
Lineage: Eukaryota; Metazoa; Cnidaria; Anthozoa; Scleractinia; Merulinidae
Product: putative histone-lysine N-methyltransferase PRDM6
Biological process (GO): regulation of gene expression
Cellular component (GO): nucleus
Molecular function (GO): protein binding
Source: RefSeq, a predicted model, not a curated record
UCAAUUGCAUGGAUUAGCAAAAGUUUAAGUUUCGUCUGAUAAUUACUUUGAAAAAUUUACAGUGUAGUAUUGAAAUAAAAUGAAAUAGGGUUUCUUUGUUAAAUUGGUUAUACGAAGAAAUAGUUCCUCAAUAUUCUACGAGCUGGGCACCUUAUUACGGCAUUAGAUAACCUAAUCGGACUAAUUAAAAGUUAUCACACUCAGAACUGAACGAUCAUCGAAACUUAUUAACUCUUUUACCUGGAGUAAAAAACAAUUGUAAAAUCACGGAAAACAGAACAAAGCAAUUACAAAAAAAACAAAAACAAAAAAAAAAACAAUGGCACAAAAAAACGUCCUGCUCAAUAGCUUUCAUUUCAUUUGAAUAGUCACAAUCAAUAGUUAGUUCUGUUGCAAAUUUAAGUCAGUUUUCGGUUUCAAUCUUCUACAGUCAAAGUCACAACUGUAAGACUGAUGAAUUCUAUACCGUACCGUAAUAAACACUGAGAUUUUCAUUCACAAACGCUAACCCUAGGACCAGAGUAAGUCACAACAAUCCGAGUAAUUUAACUGAUUGUGUUCAUUCACAGCUUUCAUUUGAUUGGCCACACAUUAAGGUUUGAUUCGCCAGUUGUGUUCAGGCAGCCAUUUCUAAGAGUCAAACGCAAUUGACGGCUCACUCUUGCAGAGAAAGCACAAGCUGGUGUUUUGAAAUUCAUGCCCCGUUUUAAAGAUUGUGAAUAGAUAACGAGUAAAGUUGCAUGUAAAGUUUUAGGAGGGUACAAGGAACUGAACUCUACCGUAAUCUGUAAGUGUCGCCAAAAACUGUUAAGAGCGUAAGUUUGUACAAGACGCAAGACGCAAGACUUUUAAACGUAAUUUUAUGUUAGUACUUAGAUUUAUCAGUUUUAUCUUUCCAUGCCUUGAUUUCCCCACUCAGCAUGGCUGUUUGUAAUGCUGGCCCAAUCACGAACAACAAUAUUAUUGCAAUGAUUUUUAUGUUUUAGUGAGAGCCUUUUAUAGCACUUGUUGAUAUUUUGUGGCCGGAAUGACAUCAAAAAUAACGUCAAGAUCUGUAGUUAUUUAUUCUGCCACCAGAGUCAUGCAUGAAAUUUAAACUCUUAUUUGCAAUACUCCAGUCUAUCUGGUAGAUCAACGUUGUCAGUGUAGAAAUGUCUUUUCAAGCAGGAUUACUGAAGCGAUAACUGAAAGAUAGAGAUCCAAAACACAAACAAGUUUUAGAAAACAUCAAUGCUGAAAAAUACUGAAUUGAAUUAGCGCAUGAAGUUUCCCGGACCGCGAGAAUCAAGAAAAUGGCGCGAAAUGGUGUGGCGUUCACCACUCACUUUCCCGCCAACCAGGCAGCCCUCCAAAACACUUCACACACUGGCAGACAUUUCAAAUUCACUUAUGACGACUUGUACAACUGUUUGUAUCGACACAAUGAGCCACAACUCAUCGACAUCGAGGCAUUUAAAGCACAAAGAAAACCAAGCCAAUCCGACGGGGAAAGGCCUAAAGAAGUUACAAAAUGCGAAGCGUGCCGAUCAAAACAAGGCGAGUGCCCAGUGCACAAAAUUCCAAACUCUAACAGAAAACUGCUUAUUCCGGGACAGAAACAACCGGUCAAAUUCAGUUACGCCAUAGCCUCGUUUCCAGAAGAAGUACAACUGUGUGUGUCGAGUAUCCCUGGGGCGGGCUGCGGAGUCUGCGCAAAACAACACAUUCCUGUAGGCACGUGGAUUGGUCCUUACGAAGGCAAACACGUCAAAUGCGAUGACGUCAAACCUAAUACAGACACGUCAUACAUGUGGGAGAUUUAUCAAGACGGAAAACUGUCCCAUUACCUGGACGCCAGCGACGAAAACACAUCAAGUUGGAUGCGAUUCAUCCGAUGUGCUCGAUACAGGGAAGAACAGAAUCUCUUUUCCUUCCAGUACUGUGGAAAUAUCUACUACCGGGCUUUUAGAGAGAUUUCCGUGGGAGCGGAACUUCUCGUAUGGUAUGACGAAAAAUAUCCCCAGGAUAUGGGAAUACCACUGGAGGUGCAAGAUAUGGCGCUUGUGGACCCCAACGGCACAAGACUCCUGCAAGAGGUUUUAGCAGCCCAAGGUCAAACACAGCUUACAGACCGACCAAUCAACUCUUCGCAAUAUCCUGCGCCGGUUUCAAGUCAGCCAGCGGUCACCUCAAACACUCCAACCAAAACUUCUCCUCGAAAAUCACCUCUUCCCGUAUCACGUGAUAACGUAAACGUAAAAGAAAAACCCUCACCUACCUCAUCUAAUGACACUCGUGUUUCUUGGCACCACAAGGUCCCUAUUCCCAUUACCUCUCACAGCACCAUUCCCACAGGGGAAACUUUCACUCAGGCCGAGCGGACCCGGGAUGUGGUGCCUGUCGUUUUAAAAGAAGAGCGGGUCGUGAUCGAAGAUUGUGAUGACGAUAGAAGGUUCAAUCUGGCGGACGGCUCAGAGCUGAGCCUUAUGAAAUGCGGUCAGUGUAAUCAGUCAUUCGCCCAGAAAAACAUGCUCCAAGUGCACGUCUGCCCGCGCAUGCCCAAGAGACCAUACACGUGUAACUAUUGCUCGGAGUCUUUCUCCCAACCAAAUGAAGUGCGCACGCAUGUCGUCACUCACGCUAACGAUAAACCAUUUAAGUGCGGUUACUGCUCGCGCACAUUUGCAGGCGCAACCACGCUAAACAAUCACAUUCGUACUCACACGGGUGAACGACCAUUUCUCUGUGAGAAAUGCGGCAAAUCUUUUACACAAGCAUCACAGCUCAGCAAACAUCAACGAAUUCCACAUGAGUGCACGUUCUAGAUCUUUACAUUAAAAUUAAGGCCACGUUUAUUUAGUAUUUCAAUAAAACGGUACAAGCUAGAUCUUAAUUAUUGGUCACUGUGACAUUCUUAAAAAAAAAAAUGCCAUUAAACCUGGUAGUUCUCGAGUAGCGAAACUUUUUUGUAAUUGUAAAUAAAUAAACUAGAUUUUAUACUUUCAGCAAAUUAGCUAUGGCAAUGUUGACGUGACUAACGCACUGAAUUCAAGUUGCCUGUAUGUUAAAAUAAUAGAGCCAAAAUUUGCUGUGCGUUUUAACAGAUAUUUGUGAAAUAAUUCUUGUUCUGUCAGCUAGUUCUCUUGUCAGCGAGCAAUAGCGCAUUCUUAAUUUUGACGAGUGGUCAAUUUCCGACCAGAAAACAUUUUUAUCAGAUGACACGGACAAAGCUCCUUGUAAGAUUGUCUUUGUAAGGAAUUGUAACAAAUAGUUAAUAACCUAACAAUUAAAUGGAGGAAGGAUUAACAUG